Molecule: messenger RNA, 519 nt
Organism: Marasmius oreades (fairy-ring Marasmius)
Lineage: Eukaryota; Fungi; Basidiomycota; Agaricomycetes; Agaricales; Marasmiaceae
Exons: 4
Coding region: 1-519 (172 amino acids)
Source: RefSeq, a predicted model, not a curated record
AUGCAUGCGUUCGCCACCUACUCAGGUCGUAUGGUCCUGAUCCUCAACAGUGAAGAUCCAUCCACACAAUGUUUCCUUUUGCACCUGAAGCCAGGAUACUCCAAACAUCUGGUAGGGCGGGAUCAGCAGAAGGUUCAUAUUGAGAAGGAAUAUGAAGCAGCCAUGGACAGGAUGAAAAAAUUGUUAAAGGACUCCCCUGGACGUAUAGCAUUCGCCGCCGAUGCCUGGACCUCUCCAAAUAACCUCGCUUUUCUCACCCUUGUUGCCAGUUUCAUCACGGACGAUUGGAAGCUCAAGCAACUUCUCAUCGACUUCCCGAAUCUGCUUGGGAUAGAGGAUCAGAUCAAGGCAGGAGGAGCGGAAUUGAUCAACCAAGAUGAGAUUGAGACUGCAGGAGAUUUUACGGAGGAUAUGGCUGAAGCUGUGUGCAAUCUAGACAGAGAGAUGGCUGAGGGAAGAGAUGACGAUCUUGUAGCGGAUCAGGAAAAAGAUGGUGUCGACGUAAAGAGUGUUGUUUAA